Penicillium samsonianum is the source of this 1713-nucleotide messenger RNA. RefSeq lists its product as uncharacterized. Gene Ontology annotation, cellular component: membrane. The transcript has 7 exons. The record is from RefSeq and is a predicted model, not a curated record. Gene Ontology annotation, molecular function: carbohydrate:proton symporter activity. Gene Ontology annotation, biological process: carbohydrate transport; transmembrane transport. The coding region runs from base 1 to 1713 and encodes 570 amino acids. Lineage: Eukaryota; Fungi; Ascomycota; Eurotiomycetes; Eurotiales; Aspergillaceae.
AUGGCGGAUACUGCGACCGACCACGUCGAAGAAAUUUCAGAUGAGACUCGGAUACCUUCACAAGAUAAGAACGAAAAAGGCGGAGAUUUUGAAGAUGUCACUCCAAGCGACGAAUAUUCGCAUACCGUCAACCCCAAACCAUGGCGAUUCGAGCACUGGAUCCCUGGUGGAUACAGUCAAUCAAGAAUGCUGCGAUUCAAGAAUCCAUCGACGAUGUAUAAGGUGAUCAACUUCUUCGCCGGCGUUGCGAUUUGCUUUUACGGAUAUGAUCAAGGUGUCAUGUCAAUGGUCAACCUUAACCCGGAUUACCAGAAGCUCAUGGGAAUAUUCCCCCUCGAAGAAAGCUCUAGGAACACGGCCGCGGAAGGUGGUAUCGUUGCCGUAUACUAUGGAGGCACAAUGAUUGGCGCGCUCAUGGCAGGGGCUUUGGCUGAUCGAUGUGGGCGUGUGAAGGCCAUUGUCUUUGGCUGUCUUUGGGUUAUUCUGGGCGCGGCACUUCAAGCAUCUGCGUAUGAUAUUACCUGGAUGUGCUUUGGGCGUGUUCUUGCUGGAAUUGGUGUUGGCGCAAUUGACUGUGUGAUUCCGGUCUGGUCGGCGGAAGUCAGCAGUCAUUCGGCUCGAGGAGCGUUUUUGGCUCUUGAGUUUGUUAUGAACAUUGGAGGGUUGGCGAUGGCAUAUUGGAUUGAAUAUUUCGCCUCAUUGAAUCCCAAUCAAGCGAUGGCUUGGCGCACACCACUAGCCCUCCAACUAGUCUUUAUAAUUUUCAUCGGGAUUGGAAUAAACUUCUUCCCAGAGUCCCCUCGUUGGUUGAUGAAGAUGGGACGCUACGAAGAAGCGCGUGAUAUCCUACAGGCCACACGAUCUGGCGACAUUGAACCCGAGGCGCGGCAGAUCAUGCAGACUGUGCAGUAUGAGCUGAAGGUAUCGUCAGCCAACCAAUAUCUUGCGAUGAUAUUCCCACGCGAUGAAUAUACACGAAAGCUGCGCUGGCGAGUCUUCCUGGCUGUCUGGUUGCAGAUCAUGCAGCAGCUUGUCGGCAUUGGUGUCGUCACUGUAUAUGCGGUCGACUUGUUUUCCACCGCAGGUUUCAGCCAGAAUCUGUCUAAACUUCUGGCUGGAUUCAACAACAUCAGUUACAUGUUCUCGGUCUUUUUUGCGGUGAUCACUUUGGAUCGCUACGGCCGACGACAAACCAUGAUCUGGGGCGCAGUAGUCAUGGGUUUAACCCUUUUCAUCGGAGGCGUCCUGGAUAUGUACGCACAAGAAGCCGGACCAAAUCAGAUGAAGUUCGGAGCCGGCGUCGCAGCCAUGACCUUUUUCUAUACUGCCACAUUUGGCGCCACAUGGUUGACCACGCCCUGGCUUUACCCAACAGAAAUUUUUCCACUCACCGUGCGUGCCAAGGGAGGCGCAUGGUCUGUCGUCGGCUGGUCCAUUGGAAAUGGCGUGGUGACAAUGAUCACCCCUUUCCUCUUCCAGGCUAUCGGAUACGGCACGCUUCUACUACUUGCCGGACUAAAUUUCUUCGUUAUCCCAUUCCUUUUCUUGCUCUACCCGGAAACUGCCGGUCGCAGUUUGGAGCAGAUGGAUGUUUUCUUUGACAACACCGACACCUGGAAUGUGUUUGCUGCGAGCAAGGGGAUUAGGGAGAAAGGCAUUGACGACUGGCAGUGGACCAAGAAAGUCUCUGAGAAGGACACUACUGUAGCCUAA